Molecule: messenger RNA, 3024 nt
Organism: Calidris pugnax (ruff)
Lineage: Eukaryota; Metazoa; Chordata; Aves; Charadriiformes; Scolopacidae
Product: interleukin-20 receptor subunit alpha-like
Exons: 8
Coding region: 945-2570 (541 amino acids)
Molecular function (GO): protein binding
Source: RefSeq, a predicted model, not a curated record
CAGCAGCCAAGGUGGCACUCGGCUGCUGCUGGGCUCUUGCUUUAAAAUGCCUGGACUCGCGGUGUCUGCUCGGCACCUGGCAGAGCUGGAGGGUCCUCGUGAGCUCUGGGGGUGCUGUGGGCGACAGCUCUGUUUGUCCUACACAGUGUUACGCUCUCAGAAAACAUAAGCCGUGCUGCUUUCUCCCCCUGAGGGGCUGCCAAAGGCUCGGGGCUUGGGGGAUGAUACUGAGCCCUGUGUGGGUUCCCUGGGGUCUCCAGGGCAGAGUAGGGUCCCAGCUUGGCAGCACUGGUGUUGGCAAGGAGAAAGCCUCCUCCCGGCAUUGGCUUUGUGGGGAUGUCCUGGCUUGUGUCCCAGCCCCAUCCCUGUGCCACUGUCUUCUGUCCCUGAGCCCCUGGUGGUCCCUGCGUGGGGGGACACGGAGGCUGGGUGCCUCCGGGGUGCUGGGCACGGGCUGCCUCUUGCCACUCGCUCGCAGAGGGCACUGCUGAGCCGCCAAGGGCUCCCCGCCUGCAGCCAGAGGAGACGCUCUCGAUGAGGAAGGAAGGAAGAAAAAAAAACAAAACUUGACUGAAGAAAACAUGCAUAAACCAGAAAGGCAAGUCACGUGUAGAGGGAGGGCUCCCACAGCCUCCCGGUGCGGUGGCACAGAGGACGCGGCUGUCUCCCGGCCAGAGGGACCCCGGGGGCUGGGCAGACCCUGGCCGUGCUUCCAGCGAGCGUUGGGAGCCCAGCACGGGGUUGCUGAGGGGUUGUGUUCGGCGGAGCGUGGUGGGCACAAUGGCACCACCACAUUUGCGGCCGGGACCAGAUGAGUGACUGCCCAGCCUGAGGUUCUACCUGUCUGUUGUGUUUGCGGUGGCAGCUCUGUCACACCCGUCCCCUCGCCCUGGCACCCAGCCUGACAGCGUAGAGCCGGGGGCAGAUGGACGGGCCGCAGCGGGAUGAGCCCUGCCCUGAGCCUGCUACUGUCCCUGGCCACCUGCACCCUGCUCCAGGGCACCCCACUGCCCCCCCGGGACGUGAGGCUGGAGGCACAGAACUUCCACGUCUGCCUGAGUUGGGAGCCGGACCCUGGCUCGCCCAGUGGCACCACGUACCAGGUGGAGUGGAGGGGACGAAACUCUCCCUGGACCAAGGCAGGUGCCUGCUGGGGUAACAGCACCGGCUCCUCCUGGGCGUGCGAGCUGUAUUUUGACGAUAUCUACGAUAUCUACUGGGCAAGGGUGAGAGCGGAGGCCGGAGGCGAGCUGUCCGAGUGGGUCAGUUCCAGCGAGCUGCAGCCGUACAGAGACACAAUGGUGGGCCCCCCCACGUUAUCCUGGCUGCUCCAGGGUGACACCCUCAGUGUAAAUGUCACCCUGCCCCUCACGCCCUACCGUAGCAAAGCUGGCUCCUACGAGCCAGUGGAGGAGGUGCUGUGGAAGCUGUGGUACUGGCUGAGCCUGUACGAAGGGGACGUGCUCAUCCAGAAGGUGCCCUGCAGACGUGGUGGGGAGGAUGCCCCCUGCCUAUUCCAGUACCUGAAGCCCCGCACACGGUACUGUGUCCGGACAAGGGCCGCCAACAUGGCCGGGGAGCGGAGUCGGGAGGCCAAGCAGUGCCUGGUGACACCGUCCAGCCCCACAGCCUGUUGUCACCUCCUGGCAGGCUUUCCCUGGCUGCUCCUUGCCGUGUUGAGUGGUGUCUUCCUGCUGCUGCUGCUGAGUGUGGCUGGGCUCCGCUGCCUCCAGCUGCACGUCUUCCCCAGCCCCUCAGAGACGGACCUCCCGAAAACGCUUGCUCUCCUGAACGGGCAGCUGAGUGUGGCCAUCAGGGUGCCCACCCUUGAGUUGGAGGAGGACUCCUUUGCCCUGCUGCUGCCAGCCAUGCUCCCCUCCCGCGGGCCACCCCCGGCUGAGCUGACAGCACCCACUGUCCGUCUGCUCCUCGGAGAAAGCCUUUCCCAGGACAUCAAUGGCUACUGCGCCAACGGGUUUGGGCCAGGCUGCCACCAGGGCAGGGACCCGUCCUGCACCCGCAGCCAGCUGGGACACGCUGUGGGCUCCUGGGUCCCAUCGUGGCCGGGGGAGGAUGGGGAGACGUGUGACAAGGAUGAUGUACUGGAGCCACUGGUGCCCCUGGUACUGACCGGAGACAGCUACACAGGUGACAGGGACUACCAGACACCCGAGACGUGGCUCUCCCUGCACCCCCAACUUUACUCUAAAUGCCAGUGCCCAGCCCUGGGAGCAGGCAGCUGCCUGCCUCUGCCCACACCGGGCAGGAGCUUCAGCCAGGAGGACCCACAGGAGAGCCUCAGCGUGGCAGGGCACUGGGUACCGCUCAAGUCGGUGAAGCUGCUGGGCAGCAAGGAGGAGGAUGGAGGGCAGCUCCUGUGCGCUCUCCAGCCCCUGCAUGGCUGUGGGACUGAGCCGCAGCCAGGGGACAGCACACUGCAGCAGGACAGCUUGGAGCAGGCAGCGCCAGGCAUCCCCCCUCCCUGUCCACUGUCCCCAUUGCCCCCCGACACCCUGCGGGCCACCUUCUCCGGCUACGAGCUGCAUCCCCCGGUGCAGGGUGAGCCAUAGCAGGCGGGGUGGGGGGACAACACCUGAGUAACAGCAUCAAGCAAUAGCCCAAGGCACUGCCCGGAGCUGCCCCAGCCACAACGGCUGCUGCUGGGACCUGCCUGUGCCUCACUGGGGACAGGACGGGGACAGGACUGGGACAGGCAGGGGCACGCUCUGGGCAUGGCUGCCACGGAUGAGUGACAUCCAUUGAGACCUUCCCUUCCCUCUGUGGUUUUGGUGCUCUUGAACCAAAGCAUAAGGAAUCUGUACUGAAGUUGAAGCCCCAAAACUUUCCUCUAUUUAUCCAUCUAGAUGUGUGUGUGCAGUUCAUAUAUUAAUGCAAAUCUAAGUAUAUACUCGUAUAUACAUAUAAACCUCUAAUGAAAGAGGCGAUUUUAUAUUUUUUACUUGUCUGGAAAUACUGAUCGUGCACAGGAGCUGUUUUUAUGUAACACUAAUUUAUUAUGGAAAA